This is a messenger RNA of Branchiostoma belcheri (Belcher's lancelet), 3425 nucleotides long. RefSeq lists its product as uncharacterized. The transcript has 6 exons. Lineage: Eukaryota; Metazoa; Chordata; Leptocardii; Amphioxiformes; Branchiostomatidae. The record is from RefSeq and is a predicted model, not a curated record. Bases 191 to 1195 code for a protein of 334 amino acids.
UGUUGCGUCACUGUUUACAUCAGGAAAAGGAAAGCCUUUGUUUUGGUUCGAGUGCUCGGCACCAAAUUCGGCGAUUUCAGCCUGAAUUUGGCUUGAUACAUGGCACAACACAUCGAGAGGUAUUGAAACGAUGCUUUGACAGACCGAGGUAACGUGAAGUUCAGAGAAAAGCACAGAACGGAGUUGAAGCAUGUUCCAGAUCAGUAAUCGGCUGGUCCAGGCGCACGAGGCCUCGUCACCCAGGGAGCACCUGGAGGAGGAACACGUCCGUGCCGGGAGGGACGGGGAGACGGGCUUCGUCCAGCGAAUCAGGAACCAGCGCGGGUUGAACAGCGGAGAUGUCUUCUGUGGCCUUAGAGUUCCCGACGAGUUUCAGACAAGAAAACAUGAGAUAGAUGUGGUAGUUUUGACAGCACAUGGUGUUUACUGUAUUGAGGUGAAGAACUGGUCGGGUGAGUUGGAGAAGAGCCAGGAUGGGAGCUGGAUACAGAAGAGACUGUCGGCCAAUGGGAAGGGGAGAAACGGCACAUCGGUUGAUUACGUCAUACAGCACAACAACGUCGUAGCAGAACUUAAGGUUAGGACAAAUCUACUAAGAAGUCACAUGUUGCGGGCAGGCUGUGGGUUGAAACAGAAGUACUUCCACUCCCGUGUCGUGUUACUGAACCCUCACCUCCGGGUGGAGGACAGCAUCGUGGCGGAUCCCGACGUCGUCAUGUACGACAAGUGCGAAGAGUUUAUCGCAUCAUUCCAGCAAACGUACCUUGGUAUGAUAACGGACGCUAUCUCUCCAGCUUUGAUCACAGGACAACUGUCUUAUGCACAAAUUGACCAAGUACGGAAUGUCCUGAAAACGAUUGGAACGUGGGACGUGGUGGACCUGCACGGUGGGAAGAGACUGAUCGGUGACUUCAGGAGCUGCAAACAGGUGACAGUGAACCGUAAGGAGACAGAACUGCUGGAGUUCUCUCACCAGAGGAACGGAUACAUCAGCGCCAUGUGGGCUCUGCUGGGAUACAUACCACAGGUGUCCGUGACGUUGUACGACAGAGGUGGCGCCGGCUGGCUCUGGCACUCCUCGUCUGGCGUCAUCAGUGUGCCCUACAAUGCUGAGAUCGUCUUCCGCAUCUGUGGCGAGGAGGUGGACGCCAAAAUUCCCGCCAACAACAUCGACAGAAUCACCCUCAGUAUCUAACGCCUUCAUAGAAAACUGUAAACAGACAUGUUCACUUUUCCCAUUGAAAGUCGGGGUCAGAAGAACAUUCUCAGUGGUUAGAAUUUUCAAUAAGGAAUAUCAUUAGUGCCUGACGGCAUCAUGUUCUAGCAAUUUUUCUCUGCAGGAUCCAUGUAAAUUAAGGCUUAGUAACUAUGUAUUAUCUACCCUACAGUGUUUUCAAUUUAUUUAAGGUGGUAGAAGUUCUUCUCUGCUGCAAGAAACCACAGAAGUUGAUGUUGGUAGUCAUGCAUUUGGAAGAGAGGUUAUAGUUGUUAUUUGUAUUCAGUGUUCUUUGUAUAUGAAUAUAUCAAUGUGGACUGGUGUGUGAUAUUAUAUUUGUAAUGUAUUGUACCAGAAAUGUUAAAUGUAACUUUUCUUCUCACAGUUGUGUUGAAUGAUAGCACUAUAUGUCAGACUUUUACUAGUUUUAGGGUGGGGGUAUAUAAAUAUUUAUAUACCUUAAACAUUACUUUUGAGUCCACUCAGACUAGAAAGUUGAAAAUAAAGGAAACCUUUUGCAGAAAGAACAACAGCAAAACUGAAAGUCUGUACUGAUGUAGAUAAUACUCAACACGUUGUGGGAAUAUAUGGUGUGUGUUGAAGUAAUAUUUACUAUAAAACAUGUAUUUUGAAACUGUGAAAUCACAAGGGACAAAAAGUGAAAUGUUUUCAUGCAUAGGAAGCAUCACAAAAUGUGGGGUUUGCGUACCAACAUUUUGACAUUUGAAUCCUGUAGAUGUCUGUCUCUCCACAGAAAAUGUCCAUAUAGGAAACAGUAUUUUUCAUCUCACUUGUACAUGUACAUCUAUUGUAUGGUAUUAUAUAGUAUUAUGAUUGUGUCUACCAAAUGUUGCCUUUAUUGUUCAAUAUACCACGGGUAUUGGAUAAUAUUUGUUGCUUUGAAGAGGGGCAAUCCAGCAUGUCAGCAGAACAUACUGCACCUGUACGAAUUCAGGAUUUUUCAUGGCUUUCAUUUAAUGCAUGGCCUUGUAGAGAAUUUUGCCAGUUGCAGGCAAUCUUUUCCAGCACAGCAUUUGAAAACUAUAGACGGGAUGUUUCUUAAAUACUCGCACAGGAUCUUACAUGUGAACAAUAUUUGUUCUGCCAAAUGCUAUGUACAUUUUAUAGGUUUUACACAGGAAGAGUAUGUUCUGCCUAAGUACUGAACAGUCCUAUGUUUUAGCAGCUCUGUCUUCUAUCAUAGGGCUAGGGAAAUCAGAACAUAGGUUGAGUUGUCAGAACAUAGGAUUGUAACUGCUUAGGAAGUCACUGUUGGGCAUGACAAUCGAUAAAGUAUCAAUGUGUAUAAUUGUCAAGGAAAAGUGAAUCUAAGCAAAGAAGAUAAACCCAUUUUUGGCACAUCUUUAGUGGCUUCCGUACUUUAACCACCUUACUGCAAGUGAUGCAUUCAUGACUAAAAUUUGUAUUGGCUGUAGUAUGCCUUAAGUAGUAGAAGGUUAGAAGGUUAACACUUAGUCUUCAUAUCAAUGAAGAAUCUAUUUUGUGCCCAUUUGGCAUUAUAAGGACAGACAUAGUGAACUAGCAGUCAUGUCUCGAGCCAGUAUUGUAAAAAAAAUCAUUCAGUGCAUUGUAUUUGUGAAUUCCAGCUUAUUUUAUUAAACAUAUGACAAGUUAGCAAGUUUUUUUUUUUCACUGCUGCAUGAAAAUGCAUUGGAACUGCUUUUUAAAUCAUUGAAUUGCUGUGGCCUGAUGGAUGAAAAAUCCAAGGAACCACACCAAAAGUGGUCCAAAUGCAGAGGUGGUCACCAGUAUACAGGUUUGGCUGUAACUGAAACUGUGCUACUAGUAUUUAUUUUCAGUGACAGCGUGUGCUAUGUCACUAAGUUUGUACUGGUUUCAUAACAUUAUUGCACCCAACAUCUUGUGCACAAUUGUAACAAGUACAGUGGACAAAAGUGUGUUAAAUGUUACAUUUUCACUAGAAAACGUUAACAGGUGUAUAUUUAUAGUCAUGGCUGUAUGGUAUACAGUAGGCUGCAGAAAAUACAACAAUCAACAUUAUGAGUGGCGAGUAUAUAUAGAUAUGAAUAUAUAAUAUAUAUUGAAAUGCAUGUACAUGUACAGAUAUGUAACUGACACCACGUAUGGACUUGUACAUGUCACUAUAUGUGAUCUGAAGCUCCACACUUGUAGUAUUGCCCAUUUGGCAAACUCUGUACACAAUAUACUUCACACCUUUUUGACAAUA